AUCGUUAUGUUACUUUUAGCUGACACCUAAAAAAGAGAACCACGUUCGUUUCUUCGUUAUUCAACCAUGGCGGAUACAGUGGCCGAUUCACGCAUCGACAACAGCAACACUGCGGCGGUACAAGCCACCAACGACGACGCUUCCGCCAGUAAAUUGUCAUGUGUGAAAAAGGGAUACAUGAAAGAUGAUUACAUUCAUUUAUUUGUGAGAAGGCCUGUAAGAAGAUCUCCGAUUAUUAAUCGUGGUUACUUUGCUCGUUGGGCUGCCCUCCGGAAAUUUCUAUACCAGUUUCUUGAUGUUGAGAAAAAGACCAAUGCAAAUUGCCCAAUAAAGACGCAGAUACUAUCACUUGGAGCAGGCUUUGAUACAACAUAUUUUCAGUUGCAGGAUGAGGGGAAAGCACCACAUUUAUAUGUGGAAGUGGACUUUAAAGAGGUAACAAGUAAAAAGGCAGCACUUAUCGAGACUUGCAGUCAAUUGAAGAAUAAACUUGGUGAAACAGCUUCCAUUUCAAGGGAGAAAGGAGAAGUUAUCAGUGCUCAUUAUAAACUAGUCCCUGCAGACUUACGUGAUAUAAAACAAUUAAAUGAUAUUAUAACCAUUACUGAGAUGGAUCCAAGGUUUAAUAUAUUGAUUCAUUCUGAUGUUGUUAUCAGCCUGCCAACUUUUAUAAUUGCAGAAUGUGUUCUGAUUUACUUGGAUCCAGAUUCAAGUCACGAAGUUGUUGGUUGGGCCUGCCGAACAUUUUCAACAGCACUGUUUUUUCUUUACGAGCAGAUCCAUCCAGAUGAUGCUUUUGGGCAGCAGAUGAUCAGAAAUUUAGAGUGUCGAGGAUGUCCUCUGUUGGGUAUCUAUGCUACACCAACUUUACUUGCAAAGGAAAGAUUAUUUUUGGACCAAGGGUGGCAGAAGUCUGUUGCAUGGGACAUGCAGAGAGUUUAUAAUGAUUUUGUUGAUGCCCAAGAAAGACGCAGGAUUGAACGUCUGGAAUUAUUUGAUGAAUUUGAAGAGUGGUACAUGAUGCAGGAGCACUAUUGUGUGGCUUAUGCAAUCAAUGAUGCAAUGGGUCUUUUUGGGGAUUUUGGUUUUCUUAAUAACAACAAUAGUGUACUUCCUUCCUCAUGAAGAACGAGGAUACACACACUCCCAUAGCAUAUAUAGUUCUACUAUAUUUUUCUUCCUAAUUGCAUGUGCCAGUUCACUCUGCUGGGGAUGUUGUUGUCUGUUGAAAAGGUUUCUCAGAAACUUGUUACAUAUUGUAUCAGAAUUUAGCCAAAUAGAUGAUUGGUUUUGUGUGUGUAUGGACUAUGAACUACCUCGUGUAUUGUUUGUUUCCCACAAUGCAAAGAUACUUGCCUUUUUCUGCUAGCUGUUUGGCAAAGAAAACGUGGUGGACCCCACACAACACCGACCGAUUGAUAAAUCAUCAUCCUAUAUGGCCUGUGUAGGGUUAUGUCCAUGUGGAAGAUAUAUGAAAAAUAGUACUAGUAUUGUUUAUUGCUUUUCAAUACAUACAUACACAUUCUUUAUAUUUUGGCAUUUUUACCAUGCACUUUUUGUUUC
Molecule: messenger RNA, 1563 nt
Organism: Medicago truncatula (barrel medic)
Lineage: Eukaryota; Viridiplantae; Streptophyta; Magnoliopsida; Fabales; Fabaceae
Product: leucine carboxyl methyltransferase 1 homolog
Exons: 13
Coding region: 67-1125 (352 amino acids)
Biological process (GO): methylation
Molecular function (GO): methyltransferase activity
Source: RefSeq, a predicted model, not a curated record